GGAAGGGAAGCAGGGACAGACUGUUAUAAAAGCUAGGGGUGCUGGAGCCCACAGCCGCAGGCUCCCAUCUGGGGUCCCAAACGCUCUGCAGCCAUGUCCACCCACCGCCUGGUGAUCGUGCGUCACGGGGAGAGCACAUGGAACCAGGAGAACCGCUUCUGUGGCUGGUUCGACGCGGAGCUGAGCGAGAAGGGCGCUGAGGAGGCCAAGCGGGGCGCCCUCGCCAUCAGGGAUGCCAAGAUGGAGUUUGACAUAUGCUACACCUCGGUGCUGAAGCGGGCCAUCCGCACACUCUGGACCAUCCUGGAUGGCACCGACCAGAUGUGGCUGCCUGUGGUUCGCACCUGGCGCCUCAACGAGCGGCACUACGGGGGCCUCACCGGCCUCAACAAGGCAGAGACAGCUGCCAAGCACGGUGAGGAGCAGGUGAAGAUCUGGAGGCGCUCUUUUGACAUCCCACCGCCCCCCAUGGAUGAGAAGCACCCCUACUAUACCACCAUCACCAAGGAACGUCGGUACGCAGGCCUGAAGCCUGGAGAGCUGCCCGCCUGUGAAAGCCUGAAAGACACCAUUGCCCGGGCCCUGCCCUUCUGGAAUGAGGAGAUUGCCCCCCAAAUCAAGGCUGGCAAGCGAGUGCUCAUUGCUGCCCAUGGCAACAGCCUUCGGGGCAUCGUUAAGCACCUGGAAGGAAUGUCCGACCAGGCCAUCAUGGAGCUGAACCUGCCCACGGGCAUCCCCAUCGUGUAUGAGCUGGAUGCAGGGCUGAAGCCCACCAAGCCAAUGCAGUUCCUGGGGGACGAGGAGACGGUGCGGAAAGCCAUGGAAGCCGUGGCAGCCCAGGGCAAGGCCAAGUGAGCGGUGGGCUCUGGGCAAUAAAGUGACUCCCUGCA
Molecule: messenger RNA, 890 nt
Organism: Echinops telfairi (small Madagascar hedgehog)
Lineage: Eukaryota; Metazoa; Chordata; Mammalia; Afrosoricida; Tenrecidae
Gene: PGAM2
Product: phosphoglycerate mutase 2
Exons: 3
Coding region: 94-855 (253 amino acids)
Biological process (GO): glycolytic process
Molecular function (GO): intramolecular phosphotransferase activity
Source: RefSeq, a predicted model, not a curated record